This is a messenger RNA of Candidozyma haemuli, 1137 nucleotides long. It is a transcript of the gene CSK1, whose product is annotated as mitogen-activated protein kinase. The record is from RefSeq and is a predicted model, not a curated record. Gene Ontology annotation, biological process: intracellular signal transduction; protein phosphorylation. Gene Ontology annotation, molecular function: protein serine/threonine kinase activity; ATP binding. The transcript has 2 exons. NCBI's taxonomy places the organism in Eukaryota, Fungi, Ascomycota, Pichiomycetes, Serinales, Metschnikowiaceae. Bases 1 to 1137 code for a protein of 378 amino acids. Gene Ontology annotation, cellular component: nucleus; cytoplasm.
AUGGCAGACUUCAAAAGAUACCCAGAAAAUAAGUUCCACCUUCCUCGCAGGUAUAAGCUCAUCAAAGAACUCGGCGCCGGCUCCUACGGUACCGUUUGUCUGGUCGUGGAUACCAAGUUCAAGGACCGAAGCGUACACUUGGCAGUCAAGAAGGUGGGUAAGGUGUUUGACAACCCUAUCUUGAUGAAACGGGCUAUCAGAGAGCUUAAACUUAUGAGGUUUCUUCGUGGACAUCGCAACAUUGUUUCUCUUGUAGAUGUGAAUCUAGUGUCUCAGGAUAGCUACGCUGGGCUCUACUGUUUCCAGGAACUCAUGGACUGGGACCUUACGCAUGUUUUGUACUCGCCCAUGCAAUUUCUGGAGUUUCAUAUUCAAAGCUUCUUUUACCAGAUUCUUCAGGGCAUCAAGUAUACUCACAGUGCUAACAUUAUUCAUCGAGACUUGAAGCCAGGGAAUAUCUUGGUGAACCGCCAUGGCACGUUGAAACUUGCAGACUUUGGCCUUGCAAGGGGAAUCACUACGAUUCCCGCUGCCGCCAGUCCCAUUACCAAUUACGUGGCUACCAGAUGGUACAGGGCUCCAGAACUCUUAGCCAAAGUGACCAAGUAUGGCAAAGAAGUGGAUAUGUGGGCAGCAGGAGUGAUUCUAGGAGAGAUGUACGGAAGAAGGCCCAUGAUGCCUGGAAAGGAUAGUAUGGGCCAGAUUAUACACAUUUUAGAUGUGCUUGGAGAGCCACCAGCAGCGUUAGUCAAGAAAAGAGGAUGGAAGCUUCCCAGUACGAUGGGAGUUUGGAAGAUGCGAAACAACAAGCCCAUUUCCCAUCGCUGGAGCGAAUUGUACCCUUUCGCCUCAACUUCUGGGCUCCAGCUUGUGGGAAUGCUUCUUCAAUGGGACCCUCUGGCCCGUUUGACAGUAGAAGAGGCGCUUGAGCACCAUUUCUUGGGUCCAGUGAGGAACCAAAAUGGAGAGGCCAGCGCACCCGGGAUAUUUGAGUUUAGUGCCGAGGAAGAACGUCUUGACCACCAGGAUCUCUUUGGAUUGUUGACGAAGGAAGUUAGGGAGUUUCAAAAGGAACGGAAACCCAAGAUCGUGCUGGACGCCAAGUCGGUUGCAAAACACGUCAGUGGAAGAGUCUAG